UUAAAAACUUGUUCCAAAUACUGAUAAGUAAGUUUUAGGAUUUCAUGUGGGCAGAGUGAUUUUAAAAAGUAAGUCUGGGCGUUUACCUGGAGGCAGCGGCUUGGGCGCGCGGAGCGGCCGCGGCUCCCCCGCACCUGCGGCCAUGGAUGAGGAGCACGCCCUAUACAUCGUCCGGGCCGGCGAGGCGGGGGCUAUCGAGCGAGUCCUGAGGGAUUACAGCGACAAGCAUAGGGCUACUUUCAAAUUUGAAUCAACAGAUGAAGACAAACGAAAGAGACUCUGUGAAGGCAUAUUUAAAGUCCUUGUAAAGGACAUCCCAACAACGUGUCAAGUGUCCUGCCUGGAAGUUCUCCGCAUUCUCUCCAGAGACAAAAAGAUUUUAGUUCCUGUAACAACCAAGGAAAACAUGCAGAUACUGCUGCGACUAGCCAAGCUUAAUGAAUCGGAUGAUUCUUUGGAGAAGGUGUCAGAGUUCCCGGUUAUUGUGGAGUCAUUAAAAUGUCUGUGUAACAUAGUGUUCAACAGUCAGAUGGCACAGCAGCUCAGCCUGGAACUUAACCUUGCUGCAAAACUCUGUAAUCUCUUGAGAAAGUGCAAGGACCGAAAGUUUAUCAAUGACAUUAAGUGCUUUGACUUGCGCUUGCUCUUCCUCCUGUCACUUUUGCACACCGACAUCAGGUCACAACUGCGCUAUGAGCUCCAAGGACUACCGCUGCUAACUCAGAUCUUGGAAAGUGCCUUUAGCAUCAAGUGGACCGAUGAGUAUGAAUCGGCCAUAGACCACAAUGGACCUCCUCUCUCACCUCAGGAGACAGACUGUGCCAUCGAGGCCCUCAAAGCUCUCUUCAAUGUGACAGUAGAUAGUUGGAAGGUGCAUAAAGAGAGUGAUUCUCAUCAGUUCCGUGUCAUGGCAGCUGUCCUUCGCCAUUGUUUACUAAUUGUUGGUCCAACCGAAGACAAAACAGAAGAGCUGCACAGCAAUGCAGUCAACCUUUUAAGCAAUGUUCCAGUCUCUUGUUUGGAUGUUCUCAUUUGUCCAUUAACCCAUGAAGAAACAGCCCAGGAAGCAACCACUCUAGAUGAACUGCCUGGUGAUAAAACAGCUGAGCAAGAAACGGUUUUGAAAAAUAAUACCAUGGUAUACAAUGGUAUGAAUAUGGAGGCCAUUCACGUUUUACUCAGUUUUAUGGAGAAGAGAAUAGACAAGGGAAGCAGUUAUAGAGAGGGUCUAACUCCAGUUCUCAGCUUAUUAACAGAAUGUUCCCGAGCACAUCGAAACAUCAGAAAAUUUCUCAAAGAUCAGGUUUUACCACCUUUGAGGGAUGUGACAAAUCGACCUGAGGUUGGCUCAACUAUGAGAAAUAAGCUGGUGCGCCUUAUGACACAUGUUGACCUUGGAGUCAAGCAAAUUGCUGCUGAAUUCCUUUUUGUCCUUUGCAAAGAGAGAGUGGAUAGCCUGCUGAAAUACACUGGCUAUGGGAAUGCUGCAGGACUGUUGGCGGCCAGGGGCCUCUUGACUGGAGGAAGAGGAGAUAAUUGGUACUCAGAGGAUGAGGACACAGACACUGAAGAAUACAAAAAUGCAAAACCAAAAGAGGAGUUGCUUAAACCAAUGGGACUAAAACCUGAUGGGACAAUAACGCCUUUGGAGGAAGCACUCAACCAGUACUCCGUCAUCGAAGAGACCAGCUCCGACACAGACUAAAGCAUCACCUGCUCAACUCCCGAUACUGCUUUUAUCAGCAUCUUUUCUCUGUAGCUCCAGGGGAAUCUUUUCUCUAAAACAUUUAUGCCCUUGCUUUGGCUAGAAACACAUUAACUGGUUUACUCAUUGAGAAUCCAGCAUAUUUAAAAGGUGAUCUGUGUUUUUUGCUAUAUUGAGGCAUUCAUACAGAGCUGCAGUUAGAUGGAGUUACAGGGGAUAGAAGCAGAAAAAAAAUAAUUCCAUUUCAUCAGAAUGAAACUGAAGGACUUUUUUCUCUAAAGCAGCCCUGGUUGAAUCUGGUGAUUCUGUUUGCCAAGAUUCUUAGCACAUUUUGCUCUGUCCUUCCUCUCACUUGUGUGAGCUGUCCCUUCUGAAUCUCUCCAGGAGACAGAGGCAAGAGAGAAGCAGGAUGAGCUGUUAAAUAAGGGCUGAGGCAAGUGACUCGCUAGAUCAGGACUGGCUAAAUAGAAGCCAAGCAGCUGCUCCAUGAACCUAGCACCACUCUUCACUUCAUUUCAAUUUUUUAUAAAUACAUAGAAUCACACACACAAACACACACAUAUAGCCCCAGACUUGCAAACUGACUACCCUCUAAAAGUUUGUGUGUCACUUAUGUAGAACUUCAGAAUACAUUUCUCCCUACAAAGAAUUAUAAAUGAUGGUUUAGUUCUCAGGCAGCUACAAAUGCCUAUUUAUUCCCUAACGUACCUGAACACUAGAACCAUAGAACUGGCUCACCAUCUGCAUCAUUGCAUGGGGAGCAUACAUUCUGAGGUCAAACUCAGGGUGCCAAGAACACACAGCCUCCAACGUAGCAGAAGGAAUGGAGCCUCCCUGAGCAGUGGGAGUUCUUUUGUGGCCUCUGUGGGGGCUGGGGUAGGCAGCAGCACCCAUUUGUACAUACAGGUCAUUCAUAAGUCACAGGUUUUAAAUUGGGGACUGAGUGUGUCUGUGUGUGUGUGUUCUACCUUUCUACAAUAUGUGAUCGGUUUAAUGGUAACUUUAUUUAUUUAAAAAAAAAAGAAACACAAAUAGUUACUGUUAAACUGAUUAAGGCUGUUUUUUUACUUUUAGAAUUGGUCAUAUGAAGAAGUAGAGGAUGAAUCAUGCAAUAGACAAUGGGCCUAGUGAUCAGUGGCUAAAGUCAAAAAGGGGUUGGUUUCUUUUUACAUAUAUAUAUAUAUGUAUAUACAUGCAUAUAUAUAUAUAUAUAUAUAUAUACAGAUAGAUAAUGUGCUUAACCACUGCCUUUUAAAACUUUAAAUUAAAUAAAACAUUGGGGUUGAUUCAAAAAAAAAAA
Molecule: messenger RNA, 3005 nt
Organism: Choloepus didactylus (southern two-toed sloth)
Lineage: Eukaryota; Metazoa; Chordata; Mammalia; Pilosa; Megalonychidae
Product: synembryn-B
Exons: 1
Coding region: 143-1705 (520 amino acids)
Biological process (GO): G protein-coupled receptor signaling pathway
Cellular component (GO): plasma membrane; cytoplasm
Molecular function (GO): G-protein alpha-subunit binding; guanyl-nucleotide exchange factor activity
Source: RefSeq, a predicted model, not a curated record